Messenger RNA from Glycine soja, 562 nucleotides. RefSeq names its product cytochrome c oxidase subunit 5C-2. The record is from RefSeq and is a predicted model, not a curated record. NCBI's taxonomy places the organism in Eukaryota, Viridiplantae, Streptophyta, Magnoliopsida, Fabales, Fabaceae. Bases 174 to 368 code for a protein of 64 amino acids. The transcript has 2 exons.
UUUUCUGAGAGCCCAAACGCAAUUCGUGUUGGGCCUGAAGGGCCCACGAAGUGCUGUGUGUGGCCUUUGGUAGAUACUAAUGGAUACCCUCAGCGAUGAAUGCUUUUUCGCGUACUCCUUCGACGAUCGUCUUCGCCAAUCGCCUGCGUCUCUCUCUGAAUUGACUAGCUUAAAUGGCUGGUCCUAGGAUUGCCCAUGCUACCUUGAAAGGUCCGAGUGUGGUUAAGGAGAUCAUAAUUGGAAUAACACUUGGCUUAGCUGCUGGUGGUGUGUGGAAGAUGCACCACUGGAAUGAACAGAGGAAAACCAGGACCUUCUACGAUUUACUGGAAAAGGGUGAGAUUACUGUUGUUGCAGAGGAACAGUGAAAAUGUUCUUGUUUUGUUGCCUAUGCUCUCCAUUUAUAGGCUUUUUUUUCCCGUGUUAUAUUCAAUUGGCUCUUCAAAUGUAAAUGAGCCAACUUACUAUGAGAUUGAAAAGAAUAAGUUUCUUGAACUGAUUGAAUACUAUGUUGGCCUGUAAAAGUUUCAUGCAGUUAUGUUUUUAUUUUGUGCUUGGCUUA